CGUCGUUAUUCAUCGUCCGCCACAUUUUUCUCUCCCGGCGAAUGCUGGACAAGCGAUUCGCCGCGCUACCUAAUCGAUUCAAGUUGCACCGAAUUUCAUAGCAACGAGUGAGAUCGAACUGCUCGCGAACCGACGUCCGAGAAAACCGGGCGGAAUUAGAACCGAAAUUGUAUUCUCAGGUAGGAUCGGUCCGACAGAUAGGACGGAACGGUGAAAAUGUAAACGACGUGUUUGGGAAUCAAUGGUGUCGGACACCAGAUAUCACCCGAAUGAUUUCACCAGUGAUCGACGGAUCACUUUGAACGGAAGAUUGUUCCGCAAUGACGUGUCUGUCGGUUUAUCUCGGUCCCGUUUCCGCGCGAUGCCGCAAUAUCCUUCCGUGGCGUCCAGUUUGCCACACCUCGCUUGUCCAUAAGUAAAUUAGUGCCAGCAACGAAGAACAAUGACUUCUUGGAAGCUCCUGUUUUUCCUCUGGAUUCAACUUCUACCGUUCAUCUCGUCCGAGUACAAGGACGCGGAGAGCCAGUGCGCCUCUCAACGAACCUGCACCAGCUGUCUGCGGACCCCGCAAUGCGUCUGGUGCUCCAACACGGAGUCAUCCGAGAACCACAACGGUGGUUUGGUGCGCUGCAUCACCAGGGCAAAGUAUCAUAAGGAACGCGGCAACUGGUGUCCGAAAUCUCACGUGAUCAACGAACAGAACUAUUUAACUACGCUCGAGAAUCGAUCGCUGUCUGCUGCUAAAGGCAGCGUCCCCGUCCAAAUUCAGCCGCAGAGGGUUAAGCUGAGACUUCGACGAGGCGAGGAAUACCGCUUAACUCUCAAUUACAGUCUAGCAGAGGACUAUCCGGUUGAUUUGUACUAUAUCAUGGAUCUGUCGUACACCAUGGAAAGCUACAAGGAUCAGUUGUCACAAAUCGGGCAGGACAUAGCCGACGCAAUGCGAAAGCUCACCUCCAAUUUUCGUCUGGGAUUCGGCAGUUUCGUCGACAAAGUUGUGCUGCCUAUGACCAAUCCCAAACACGUGCUACGUAAAACGGACGCCUACCCUUACGGUUACAGGAAUCAGAUGCCGUUGACCGACGACAUAUACUCCUUCAAAGACAAAGUGCAACGGGCAGUGAUAUCCGGUAAUCUGGACGGGCCCGAAGGCGGCAUGGACGCAAUCAUGCAGGCUGUAGUUUGCACCAAGGAAAUCGGAUGGCGGCGACAGGCCAGACAUCUUAUCGUGUUCUCGACAGACGCGACGUCCCAUAUCGCCGGAGACGGUAGACUCGCCGGUAUCAUCGAGCCGAACGAUUGCAAGUGCCACUUGGACGAGCAUGGAAACUACACGUACUCGCUCUUGCAGGAUUACCCUUCUAUAGCUCAGAUCAACAAGAUGGCACGCGAGCACAACGUCAACAUUAUCUUCGCGAUCACCGACAACAUGUACGAGUCUUACAAGGCUCUCAGCGGUCGUAUCGCUGGUUCUUCCAUAGACAUCAUGCACAAGAACUCGAAUAAUCUGGUGACGAUCAUCAGCAGCGAAUACGAGAAACUGGUGCAGUCCGUGUCGCUUACGGACGAUGCGCCGAAGAUGAUCGACCUCAAGUAUUUCUCCCGAUGCUUGGACAGAAAUAAAGAACUGCAGGAACGACGGGAAUGCGGAGGUUUGCGAGUGGGGAACAUUGUUUCGUUCGAACUAGCGUUUAAGGCGGUCGAGUGCCCAACGGAUGCCAGCGAAUGGCAGCAGACCAUGUAUAUAAGGCCCGGGGGCAUAAACGAGAGCCUGAGGAUCGACUUGACCAUCGCGUGCGACUGUCCCUGCGCACAACCGGGACAUCCGGGGUACGAGCCAGCCUCGGCGGACUGCGGAGGGAACGGUACCUUGAUCUGCGGCGGUUGCGACUGCGACGACGGCUUCCAUGGGACAACCUGCGAGUGCGGGGGAAACGACGUCGACAUGAAUACCGAAGCCGACUUGUUGAAGUGCAAGCCUAACAACGACACCGCCGAUAUCUGUAGCGGCAACGGAGUUUGCAAGUGCGGCGUAUGCGAUUGCACGCGGCGGCCCGAUCCGAAGCAAUUUUUCUAUGGAACAUACUGCGAGUGCAACAACUUCUCCUGCAACCGCAGUGGAGGAUUGAUUUGCGGCGGACGUGGCGAGUGCGAAUGCGGUACUUGCAAUUGCGAUGCCGGAUGGGGCGGCGAAACCUGCAACUGCUGGCAGUCGAACAGCACAUGCUUCCCCCGCGGUACCGAGAUGGCGGAGAUGUGCAGCGGACGAGGUCACUGCGUCUGCGGUAAAUGCCAUUGCCAGGAGAAGGACAACAUCCGGUACUCGGGAGAGUAUUGCGAGGAGUGUCCGACGUGUCCAGGACAGCUGUGCGAGGAGCUGAAGAACUGCGUGGAGUGCACAGCGUACAACAGCGGUCCUUACGCGGAGAAUGGACUAUGCGAAACUUGUCCCCACGAGAUCGACAUCGCGGACGUCGUCGAGGAGGACUCCGUCCAAGAUUUGCAAACCGUGUCUACAGUCUGCCGUACUCCAGGUGACGCGGGAUGCACCUUCAUCUUCAAGUAUCAUCAGCAUAGACAGGGUUCCGGAGGCGACAUUAAAGUAUUCAAUAUCGUCGCCCAGAGGGAGAGGCAGUGUCCCGAGCCACUUGACAUUUUUGGCGUUGCUGUCGGAUUGGUGGCCGGCACGGUGUUCCUCGGCCUCCUGAUCCUGCUGAUCUGGAGGGUGGUAACGACCAUAUACGAUAAACGAGAGUUCGCGAAAUUCGAGCGGGAGAGAGCUCUGGCCAAGUGGAACAGGGAGGACAACCCGUUGUACAGACAAGCCACGUCGACCUUCAUGAACCCCGCGUACCACGGAGAACAGUAAGACGAAACGAAGGCUGGUAGCGGAAUUAAGUUCUCCGAUGGAGAACUUCGAUCUCGAUGCAUCGCAUCUCCACAUCCUGGGAGGAAACGGUCUCGUUGCGUUCGAAGGGAACGCGACGCGGCAGGUAGCGCCGCGGAAGGCGCGCGAAACGAAGCGGCCGGGACGCCAUGUUGCUUAAUUACUGUCGGCGGGAUGCUCGGCCGGCAGGAAUUAUAGUAAUGUCUCUCUAAUUGACGCUCAGAUUGUCCAGAAAAGUGGACAAUUUGGGAAAAGGAGAUACGAUUG
Molecule: messenger RNA, 3154 nt
Organism: Megalopta genalis
Lineage: Eukaryota; Metazoa; Arthropoda; Insecta; Hymenoptera; Halictidae
Source: RefSeq, a predicted model, not a curated record